UGCGUGUGCGGGACGCCAGGCUGCAGACGCUCCUUCAGUCAGUGCCGCUGCUGCUCGUUUCACCAACGUCUUCAUCAAGUUUAUGUACCAACUUCCAGACAUCAUGAGGGAAAUCGUGCACAUCCAGGCCGGUCAGUGCGGGAACCAGAUCGGGGCGAAGUUCUGGGAGGUGAUCAGUGACGAGCACGGCAUCGACCCAACAGGAACCUACCAUGGAGACAGUGACCUGCAGCUGGACAGGAUCAGUGUGUAUUACAACGAAGCCACUGGUGGGAAGUAUGUGCCCAGAGCCAUCCUAGUGGACCUGGAGCCCGGCACCAUGGACUCGGUUCGCUCCGGACCCUUUGGACAGAUCUUCAGACCUGACAACUUUGUCUUUGGUCAAAGUGGAGCAGGAAACAACUGGGCCAAAGGUCACUACACGGAGGGGGCGGAGCUGGUGGACUCGGUGCUGGACGUGGUGCGGAAGGAGGCGGAGAGCUGCGAGUGCCUGCAGGGCUUCCAGCUGACCCACUCUCUGGGAGGAGGCACCGGCUCCGGCAUGGGGACCCUGCUCAUCAGCAAGAUCAGGGAGGAGUACCCGGACCGCAUCAUGAACACCUUCAGCGUGGUGCCGUCUCCCAAGGUGUCGGACACGGUGGUGGAGCCCUACAACGCCACGCUGUCCGUCCACCAGCUGGUGGAGAACACGGACGAGACCUACUGCAUCGACAACGAGGCGCUGUACGACAUCUGCUUCCGCACGCUCAAACUCACGACGCCCACGUACGGCGACCUCAACCACCUGGUGUCGGCCACCAUGAGCGGCGUCACCACCUGCCUGCGCUUCCCCGGCCAGCUCAACGCCGACCUGCGCAAGCUAGCGGUCAACAUGGUGCCGUUCCCGCGCCUGCACUUCUUCAUGCCGGGCUUCGCGCCGCUCACCAGCCGCGGCAGCCAGCAGUACCGCGCCCUCACGGUGCCCGAGCUCACGCAGCAGGUGUUCGACGCCAAGAACAUGAUGGCGGCGUGCAACCCGCGCCACGGCCGCUACCUCACCGUGGCCGCCGUGUUCCGCGGCCGCAUGUCCAUGAAGGAGGUGGACGAGCAGAUGCUCCACGUGCAGAACAAGAACAGCAGCUACUUCGUGGAGUGGAUCCCCAACAACGUGAAGACGGCCGUGUGCGACAUCCCGCCGCGCGGCCUCAAGAUGGCCGUCACCUUCAUCGGCAACAGCACGGCCAUCCAGGAGCUGUUCAAGCGCAUCUCGGAGCAGUUCACGGCCAUGUUCCGCCGCAAGGCCUUCCUGCACUGGUACACGGGCGAGGGCAUGGACGAGAUGGAGUUCACGGAGGCCGAGAGCAACAUGAACGACCUGGUGUCCGAGUACCAGCAGUACCAGGACGCCACGGCCGAGGAGGAGGGCGAGUUCGAGGAGGAGGUGGAGGAGGACGCGUGAGGAGGUGACGGCACGAGGGCUCAGAGAGGAGAAAUCAGAGAAGUGAAGGAGAAUCUGUGAACGGAGGAGAAAGAACAGCAUGAACGUAGGCAGAAAACGGACAGAAACUACAUCAGCAUGAGUCAAUGUCACUUCACCGGCCACAAAAAGUAUUAAAGUGAAGGAAGAGUUUCAUCAUCGGAGCAGGACCUUCGUUUCCUGCAAAGUAAAAAAGUAAUGAUUUAGAAACAAAGUCCCAUCAGUGAAUUGAUGUGAAAUCAUCCUAAAUCAGUGUUGACCCUUUUUAUCAGUGUUCAUGUGAUUUCUUCAGUGUUUAAGAUAAAAUGUGAAUUUGCUGCAGCUGAACCACGCGUCGCUGUUUGUACGUUUAUCUGCUCACGUUUACUUUUUAUGUCAGACAUUCAUUCGUUGAGGUUCAGUCUGUUCAUUAAGUCCAGAAAUCUGUAAACGCUCCUUAAUAGUGAGGAUUAUUUUCUGUUUUGAAUCAUUAUAUUUUCCCUCAAACUAUAACAAUUUUCCCAUUCAGGUUUCUGUUUUUUUAUUAGUUGAGUCUGUCAGAUCCAGGGUCUUUGACUCCAUUGACUCCUCUAAGGUCUAACUCAGUGCUUGUGAGGACUCUUCUCGGAUUCCAGCCAACGUCUUGAGCUCCUUCACACUGAGGUCGGGUCACGUUUCCUCCAAACAGAAGCUGCUGUCCGUUUUUAUAUCAUUUGGAAAACGCUUGUGCCAAAUAGUUGAAAGCGUUAAAAUGUUUUCCUGGUGUAAACUCGCUUCGUGUCCAGCAGCUCAGACCCUGAGGCUUAUUUAUAUUUGAGCACCGAGUCAUUUGAACGUUUGAAUUAUUAAGGCUCCUUUGAAACAAAAAUAAAACAACUGCUCGCUUGUAUCUUUAAAGGAAAACUGAAACUGGAGUUUUCAGCUUUGUCUCGUUUUUGUUUUCUGUUCAAAUUUGCUUUGAACGUUUUCACUCUGAGCCUCUGCAGCGUUUAAAUCAGACACGUCGGUGUUCAUGUUGACUUCAUGUCUGUUUACUGUUUGUACCUUUUUUAAAUCCUGUGAACACUUGGUUUGAUCCAACUGACUGUGAAACAUUUGGAAGAAAUAAAACUAAGCUGAAAAUGUG
Molecule: messenger RNA, 2561 nt
Organism: Betta splendens (Siamese fighting fish)
Lineage: Eukaryota; Metazoa; Chordata; Actinopteri; Anabantiformes; Osphronemidae
Product: tubulin beta chain-like
Exons: 5
Coding region: 83-1438 (451 amino acids)
Biological process (GO): mitotic cell cycle; microtubule cytoskeleton organization
Cellular component (GO): cytoplasm; microtubule
Molecular function (GO): structural constituent of cytoskeleton; GTP binding; GTPase activity
Source: RefSeq, a predicted model, not a curated record